Molecule: messenger RNA, 1710 nt
Organism: Tetrahymena thermophila SB210
Lineage: Eukaryota; Ciliophora; Oligohymenophorea; Hymenostomatida; Tetrahymenidae
Product: tetratricopeptide repeat protein
Exons: 2
Source: RefSeq, a predicted model, not a curated record
AUGAUCAAGCAAUAGACAAUUUAGAAAAAGACUAUUGAAAAUGAUUUAAAGUAUUGUAUUAAUAGUUUGAGUCCUAACUUGAUUUAAUUGAGUUAAUCUAUAUCUCAAAUAAAAAAAUUAUGCCAAAGCCGUGCUAAAUUACAAUUAUAACUAUUAUAAGGAGAUAAGAUAUGCAUUUUUUGCUAAGGUUAUAACGAUAGAUUAGAUUAAUAGGAUUAAAAUUAAGUUAAAUAUUUGAAAUGCAAGAAGUGUUAGUAAACAUACCAUGAAGACUGUAUAUUGUAAACGAUUGAACAUUCUUUCUAAGUCUAAAAAAAAUAAAUUGAAGGAACGGAGGAUUAUGAUUAAUUAGCUAAAUUAAAACCAACUUUUUAAAUAGUUUGUUUAAGAUGUGAUUCAUAAGAUUGCUUUAGCGAAGAGAUUAAUGCAAAAAAAAUUAAUUAUAUUUAAUAGCUAAAUUAAAUAUGCUAGAAAGUGAGAGACUAAGUUUAUGAUUAGAUAGUUGAAGAAAAGAAAAAAUUAGGCUCAUGCUAAAUAUGUAACUUUUUAUGGCUUAAAAGGUAGGCAGAGCAUUAAAUUUUUGAAUGUGAUCUUGAUAAAGACGAUGAAUUUUUGUAAGAAAUUAAAAAUUAUGAAGAAAAUCCUUAAAUUGCAAAAAAAAAAAUCAAAUUAUCCAAUUGCAAACAUAUUUUUUGUCAAAAUUGCUUGAGUGAUAAAGUUUUGGAUAAAUAGAUUCUAUAAGAAGAUUAUAAUUUAUGCUGUUAAGCUGAGAAUUGCAAAAGUGAACUUACAUUUUAAGAAAUAUUUGUAAUAUUAGGAAGCAAAUUUAACUGGUAUAUGAAAUAUAAGCACCAAAAAUUUUUGAUAGAAGAACUUAGCAAAAUAAAAAAUGAAAUACAAUUUGUCAGGUGCAGAGGUGUAUAUAAGCUAGCUAAAUAAAAUUGCCUGGGAAUAAAAUUAUAAAAUAGAUAAGAUAUAAUCAACAGCAUUAAAGAAAUACACUAAUUAGAGUAAUAAAUUAUAUAUGAAAAUAGCAACAUUCUACCAGAUCUAAAAGCAAUUAAAUCAGUAUAAUUUAAUGAUUAGGAAAGCAUUUAGUGCUGCAAUAGGGUAUACUAAGUCAUUAGAAAUAAGUAGUUAGACAUGAAAGCCUUCUUUGAGUAAAUCGUUAACUAAACUUAGUGUGAAAAUGAAAAAAAAGAAAGGAAAAAUAUGUAUGAUCAGUAUUUAGAAUCUUAUAUUAAACCUUUUCCAGAUCAUGAAAAUUAGCCAGAAAACGAUUGCUACUUGAUCACUUGUGAAGAUGAAAAUUGCUAGUUUUAAUUUUGCGUUAAUGGUUGUUUAGAUAUUCAUAAUGCAAUUAAUUAGUGUCCUAAUGCUGAUAGAUAUAAUGACAAUAUUAAUAUCUUUAAUAUAGAUUUAAAUGAUGUUGUUAAAAAUUUUGGAGCAUCUACUUUACACUUUAAGUAGGUCGAUGGUUCUGUUAUUCUUACCAAUAGUGUUAAAUGCUUUAGAUGUUUCAGAGAAAUUUAACGAGAGUCUAAAAAUGAUGAAAACUAAGAAUAGCCUAAAUGCAAAUGCUUUGAAGAAUAUAAUAAAAUUUAAAAUAACAACAAUUAAGAAAUACAUUAAAACUAUUAUCAAUAAAUUCAAAUUGAUGAUUAAAAUAAUCUAAAUAAUAAUGAUUAAUACGAAUAAGAAAUAAUUUGA